AAGCUGAAAGACAGUUGAAAAGUUAAACAAUCUAUUUAGCAUGGUAGCUGUAAGUGAAAAGAAAUAUUGGUAGACAGUGAAAAACAGAUAAUGGAAUGAGAACCCUUAAAAUGGCCUUACACUAUUUAAAGUUAUUUAUUUUAAAAGUAUUUCAGACUAUUUUAAAACUAUUUAACUUGACAUGAAUCUUAAUUUUUUUUUUUUUUGGCAUAUUGUAUAAAAUUCUUUUACAGCCUUAGAUUUUCUAAUAGGAUUGUUAUAAAGAUUCAUUAGGAUAAUUUUUAACAAAGUCUAUGGCCCAUACUGAGUGUUAAGUUGUUGAAUUGCACCUAGUAACUGAUAAUAAUGUAGCAGAGAAAGGACUAGAGUCAGACCUGAGUGUGCAUCCCUACUCUAGGGAUUAUAAGCCAUGACUUUGGGCACAUUGAGAAAGUGCCUACCAGAGUACGUGGGCUAUUAGUAGACUUUCUGUAAGUAUUUGUAACCUUUAUCCUCAUUUUGUGAGGAAAGACAGACCAUAGAUUAUGCCAUCUUAGAGGUAAUCAAUAGUAUGUUUGAUUUGGGCCUCAGUAGAGGUCUUUUUCCUAAAACGUCUAGUGAAGCCAGGCCUCAUUAGAACUAUAGUCAGACUAACCAGAAAAGCAAGUUAUUUCAACAUCUGAACAAACAAAAGAGCAUUUCAAGUAAUGCUGUUACUAUAGCUGAUUUUAAAAAUUGGCAGUGAGCAGUUGAAAAUCUUACACUUCAUCUUUGUCAGUUCACCAUAGUCCAUCUUUGGGGAGGAAGCAUAGAGAAUUUCACACAGGCAGAAGUGAAGAAGCUCUGAAGAGCUGACUUAGAAUGCUUUCUUUUCAUAAGUCUCACUGUUAAAUUCAUGUGUUUAUUUUGCAAUGGUAUGCACACAAGUAUGGGUUCCCUAGGUUAAGCAUUUAGGAAAAACACAUUAUGAAAUAUGGCUAGACACAAAAAAUUGUUAAAAUAUCUGUUAAAUUGCCAUUUCACUUUUUUUUUUUUUUUUUUCCCAAUAAAACCUGUUCUAUGUUGGAUGGGGUUUUCUAAGUCCCACUUGGUGGUCAAAUUAAUUGUAGUAUUUAGAUGCGAUCACAAGCCAUGCUUCUUGUUUUGCAAGUCCUUGUUGAUGGCUGAAUUAGGUAAGUUCUUAAUUCAGGUCUGACAGUCCUAAGUUUCAGUUCACCUGUUCCCCUUAACUAACCUCUAUCCCUGAACUUUUUCAAGAGUAAAUCAGAGAUAAUACUUUAUAGGAUUGUCAUAAAGAUUGAGAUAAUGUUUGAACAGUGCCAAGUCCAUGAUAAGUGCUAAGUAAAUGUAGAAAGUCCAGGAAAUGAUAAGAUUAUUGAUAGAAAGCAUGCCCAGAAAGCACUCUCUUAGCCUAAGGAAGUUUCAGUUAAGCUGCAAAAAAGGUAUACAGUUGACUGUCCAUUUCCACGAGUUCACAUUCACAGAUUGAACCAACUGCAGGACAAAAAUAUUGGGGGGAAGUUGUAUAUAUACUGAACAAGUACAAACCCUUUUUUGGUAAUUAACACUAGUAAUACUGCAUGACAAUUAUUUAUGUAACAUUGACAUUGUAUUAAGAAUUUGGGGCCAACGCUGUGGCAUAUUAGAUUAAGCCGCCACCUGCAGUGCUGCCAUCCCUUAUGGGUGCCUCUUCCUGUUCCUGAUGCUCCACUUCUGAUCCAGCUCCUGACUAGGAGUGCUUAGGAAAAGCAGGGGAGGAUGGCCCAAGUACUUGGGCACCCACAUCCACAUUGGAGACCCGUGGCUUUGGCCUAGCCCAGCUCCAGCCGUUGUGGCCAUUUGGGGAGUGAACCAGCAGAUGGAAGAUUAAUCUCUCUGUCUCUCUCUCCUCUAUCUCUGCCUUUCAAAUAAAAUCAAUCUUUUAAAAAAAUAAAAGAAUUCUAAGUGGGUCUGGCACUAUGGCACAUAUGGCACUAAGCCACCACCUGCAGUGCCAGCAUCUCAUAUGGGCACCCUUUUGAGUUCGGCUGUUCCAUUUCCAAUCCAGCUCCCUGCUAAUGUGCCUGGGAAAGCAGCGGCAAGAUGGCCCAGGUGCCUAGGCCUGUGCACCCACAUAGGAGACCCAGAUGAAGCUUCUGGCUCCUGUCUUCUGCAUGGUCCAGCCCUUGCCAUUGCAGCUAUUUGAGGAGUGAACCAACAAAUGGAAGAUCUGUCUCCCUCUCUCUGUAAUUCUGAUGUAAAUAAAUAAAUCUUUUUAAAAAAUAGAGUCGUCUUCUUUUGGCCGGCGCCGUGGCUCAACAGGCUAAUCCUCCACCUUGCGGCGCCGGCACACAAGGUUCUAGUCCCGGUCGGGGUGCCGGAUUCUGUCCCGGUUGCCCUCUUCCAGGCCAGCUCUCUGCUGUGGCCAGGGAGUGCAGUGGAGGAUGGCCCAAGAGCUUGGGCCCUGCACCCCAUGGGAGACCAGGAGAAGCACCUGGCUCCUGCCAUCGGAUCAGUGCGGUGCGCCAGCUGCAGCGCGCCAGCGGCAGCCAUUGGAGGGUGAACCAAUGGCAAAAGGAAGGCCUUUCUCUCUGUCUCUCUCUCUCUCUCUCUCACUGUCCACUCUGUCAAAAAUUAAAAAAAAAAAAAUAGAGUUGUAAGUAACCUAGGGAUGAUUUAAAGUAUGCAGAAAAAAGUACAUAGGUUACCUGCAAAUACUCUACCACUUUAUAGAAGGGACUAGAGCAUCCUCUGGUCUUAGAGUCAAUCUCCUGUGGAUACGGAGGGGUGACUGCUGGUAACCGAGUUGCACAUCUGAGGUCAUCUCUGGAACUCCUAAGGCUUUCACAUUUUAUAAGAAACAAGCUGCUUUGGAUGAGGGGCCAAAGGCAGGAUUUAGAAUGCUCAGUAAGAGAUCAGUUCUUUAUGGGUUAGCAUUCAUUUCCAGGCAACACUGAUGCAGAGUGUAUCAGUGCUGCUGUUUCGCCAUAGUACACAUUUCCUUUAGACUUAAAAUGAUAGUGAAAAGUUGCGGGUUAACAUAGAUUGAUCUCUACUGGAGCUUAUUUAUAUGAGACACAAAUAGAAAGCACUGGUAUUUACUGAGAUUGGCUCUUCCCCUAAGGGGUCCGUUUAAUUAUAUGAAAUAGGAUUCUAAUUAUAAGACUGGUUUCUACACUAAUAUCAAAAAAAUUCACACAACAAUUAAAUGAACCUCUUUGUUCCCUCCCCUAAGAUAACUGUUUCACAACAUUUUGAACCACAGGUUAAAUUUAAUUGUAGGGCUGGACUUCAUGUGAGAACAUUUGCUUGCUCUUCAAAUUAGGCUUUUUAAAAUUCAACUUUUAAAUAAUGUGUUCCUAAAUGUUAAUUGUGGUUGUAGUAUAAAUAAGAACAGCUAGAAAAUCAAAACAUGUUUUAAGCUGUUCGAAAACAUAUCACCCUCUUAAAACAUUUUGCCAGUGCCACACUGGAUUUCAGGUUAUCGCUGCAAUACAUUGGGGUAGAAGUGGGGCCAACAUUGUGGUAUAGUGGGUUAAGCCUCUGCCUGAGAUACCUGCAUUCCCUAUGGGCACUGGUUCCUGCCUCUGACUUUCAAAUAAGUAAAUAUUUUUUAAAAACUUGGGGUACAGUAUAUACUUGAUCAACCAGAAAGAGCAGGUAUGUAAUUCUUCAAACAAAAAUCACCUCACAGAACUCUGUGAAGCUAAUUACUCAAUCUUAUUGGUAAAUUUGAUAGCCCUGGAACAAGCCAUAAUAAUUACAGUGUUUCCCUAUGAAUGGUAUCAAACCCUACAUUUAUGAUUUUUCCAAUAUAUUCAUACCUAUGAUAACAUAAUUUAUAAGUUAGGCACAACAAGAUAUUGACAACAAUAAUUAUGUAAAAUAGAAUUAGUAUGACAAUUUACUGUAAUAAGUUAUAUAAAUGUGGUUCUCUCAGCUGUCAUGGAACAAGAAGCACACACACAGCAUGGACAUACACUUACACAUACACAUACUCAUGGCCUGGACAGGGUGGCAUAAGAUUUCAUCUCUAGGGGCCAGCACUGUAGUGUAGUGAGCCUGCAGCACCGGGAUCCCACAUGGGCACCAGUUCAUGUCCCGGAUGUUCCACUUCCAAUCCAGCUCUCUGCUUAUGGCCUGGGAAAGCAGUAGAAAAUGGUCCAAUGCUUAGGGCUCUGCACCCACAUGGGAGACCCUGAAGAAGCUCCUGGCUUUGGUUUGAUCCAGCUCCAGGCAUUGUGGCCAUUUGGGAAAUGAACUAGUGGAUGGAAAACCUUUCUCUCCGUCUCUCCCUGUGUGACUCUCUCAAAUAAAUAAGUGAAAUUAAAAAAAAAAAAAGAUUUCAUCAUACUACUGGAAUUUAAGACCUAUCGUUUCUGAGAUUUUUCCCUUAGUGUUUUCAGGACCAUUGUUGACUGUGGGUGGGGGGAGAUGUUACUCUAUGGACUAAAGUUGGGUGCUUGCUUCUCUUUGUAAUAAUCAUCUAUUAACUAUUGCCUAAUUUCAUCCACCCUCCACGAGAUCAGAGAAAGAGUUGUGUAAACCAUUCAGGGGGGGUCAUUUCAUUCUCCUAUGAUCUUUACGCGUGUCCAGACAAAGAGGACCUGAAACUGAGCCAGCCAGUCCCUUACUUGAGCAGUAGAUCACUUGGACUGGUGGGGGAGGGGAGGACAGCCAACCAAUCAGAUGCACAGUCACUGCACAUGAAAUAAUGGGCUUCUGAUGAGGGUGUGGCCUAGAAAAAAACGGCUUUUAGAUAAAACUGUCGCUUUGUGGGCCAGCUAUCGGCGGACAUGACACUUCUGCUGUCUUCAGAAUAAUGUUUUCGUGUUUUCUGCACUCCUGAAAGAUCUAGUCCCUAAUCUAGGCUCUGGCUUUUCUGUAGCCUUGGAGGAGGAGGAGCAGACCUAUCUGGGGACUGCUUUCCAUCAGCACAAAGUCCUCCUGCACGCUCGUUGAACAUGAACACUCGAAAAGAAGAAUUACAGGACCGGGCCAUCGUCAGAAUAGCAGCUCAUUUACCGGACCUCAUCGUCUAUGGCGAUUUCUCCCCCCAGCGACCGUCUGUGGAUUAUUUUGAUGGAGUCCUAAUGUUUGUUGAUAUUUCAGGUUUUACGGCAAUGACGGAGAAGUUCAGCACAGCCAUGUACAUGGACCGAGGGGCCGAGCAGCUGGUGGAGAUCCUCAACUACUACAUCAGUGCGAUCGUAGAGAAAGUGUUGAUUUUUGGAGGAGACAUCCUGAAAUUUGCAGGCGAUGCGCUGCUAGCCCUGUGGAAGGUGGAGCGAAAGCAACUGAAAAAUAUCAUCACGGUGGUCAUCAAAUGUAGCCUGGAGAUCCACGGGUUGUUUGGGACCCAGGAGUCUGAAGAAGGCCUAGAUAUCCGAGUCAAGAUAGGACUGGCUGCCGGCCACAUCUCCAUGCUGGUCUUUGGAGACGAAACACGUAACCACUUUCUGGUGAUCGGCCAGGCGGUGGAUGAUGUGCGCCUGGCACAGAACAUGGCCCGGAUGAACGAUGUCAUUCUGUCACCGAACUGCUGGCAGCUGUGCGACCGCAGUAUGAUUGAAAUUGAGAGGAUUCCAGAUCAGAGAGCAGUGAAGGUUAACUUCUUAAAGCCACCCCCUUCUUUUAAUUUUGAUGAAUUUUUCAACAAGUGUAUGACCUUCAUGGACUAUUAUCCUUCUGGUGAUCACAAAAACCUCCUGAGGCUUGCGUGCAUGCUGGAGUCUGAUCCAGACCUGGAGUUGUCCCUACAGAAGUAUGUGAUGGAAAGCAUUUUGAAGCAGAUUGACGACAAACAGCUUCGGGGUUAUCUGUCUGAGCUUCGCCCAGUGACGAUUGUGUUUGUGAACCUGAUGUUUCAAGACCAGAACAAAGCAGAGGUCAUAGGCUCGGCCAUCCAGGAUGCCUGUGUGCACAUCAGUUCUGUCCUGAAGGUCUUCAGAGGCCAGAUCAAUAAAGUCUUCAUGUUUGACAAGGGCUGCUCUUUCCUCUGUGUCUUCGGCUUCCCUGGGGAGAAGGCACCUGAUGAGGUCACUCACGCUUUGGAAAGUGCUGUGGAUAUCUUUGACUUCUGCUCUCAGGUCCACAAAAUCCAUACUGUCUCCAUCGGUGUUGCCAGCGGGAUUGUCUUCUGUGGAAUUGUCGGACACACUGUGAGACACGAGUACACAGUCAUUGGUCAAAAAGUCAACAUAGCUGCCAGGAUGAUGAUGUACUACCCGGGAAUCGUGACCUGUGACUCCGUCACCUACAAUGGCAGCAACCUACCACCCUACUUUUUUAAAGAGCUCCCAAAGAAACUUAUGAAAGGUGUUGGCGAUUCUGGACCAGUCUAUCAGUGUUUGGGACUUAAUGAGAAAGUCAUGUUUGGGAUGGCAUACCUUACCUGCAACAGAAAUGAGGGCUACCCUUUGCUGGGUCGUGAUAAGGAGAUCAAAUACUUCAUGUGUACUAUGAAGGAAUUUUUAAUGUCCAACUGCAGCCGAGUCCUAAUGUAUGAAGGAUUAUCCGGAUUUGGAAAAAGCCGGAUACUUAUGGAAAUUGAGUACCUGGCCCAAGGUGAGAACCACAGGACUAUUGCUAUUGCACUGACUAAGGUCAGCUUCCAUCAGAAUUUUUAUACUAUCCAGAUACUCAUGGCCAAUGUCCUAGGGCUGGAUACUUGUAAGCAUUAUAAAGAACGACAGACCAACCUUCAAAAUAAAGUCAAGAGCCUGUUGGAUGAAAAGUUCCACUGUCUUCUUAAUGACAUUUUCCAUGUCCAGUUCCCUAUUUCACGGGAGAUUUCCAAGAUGAGCACCUUUAGAAAGCAAAAGCAACUGGAAGCUUUGUUUAUGAAGAUCUUGGAGCAAACAGUGAAAGAGGAAAGGAUCAUUUUCAUCAUUGAUGAGGCCCAGUUUGUGGAUUACGCCUCCUGGAUCUUUAUGGAGAAGCUUAUCCGAACCGUUCCCAUCUUCAUCAUCAUGUCGCUGUCUCCCUUCACUGAAAUUCCUUGUGCAGCGGCCAGUGCCAUAAUGAAGAACAGGAACACCACCUACGUCACCCUGGGAGCAGUACAGCCCAACGACAUCCGCAACAAGGUCUGUCUUGACCUCAAUGUGAGCAGCAUCCCCAAAGAACUGGACUUGUACUUGGUGGAAGGGAGCUGCGGGAUCCCAUUUUACUGCGAAGAAUUGGUAAAGAACCUCGACCACCACAGGGUGCUUGUUUUCCAACAGAUGGAGACUGAGGAAAAGACCAAAGUGACCUGGAAUAACCUGUUCAAGAAUUUCAUUAAGCCAACAGAGGAAUUUAAAAUGUCUGGUCUCGGUAAUGAAGAAGGGACUGAAGAAAUCUGUAAACUUGCAAGUGGUGUCAGACUGAAAAAUCUGUCACCCCCAGCAUCCUUAAAAGAAAUCUCUCUGGUCCAGCUGGAUAGCAUGAGCCUUUCCCACCAAAUGUUGGUGAGAUGUGCGGCCAUCAUUGGCCUGACCUUCACUACAGAGUUGUUGUUUGAGAUUCUCCCUUGUUGGAACAUGAAGAUGAUGAUCAAGGCCCUGGCAACUCUAGUGGAAUCCAACAUUUUUGACUGCUUCCGGGAUGGCAAGGAUCUCCGACUGGCUCUGAAACAGAAUGCAGCCUCCUUCGAGGUGCAUAAUCGCUCCUUGUCUCUGCAGCCCACUGAAGGCAUAGCUCACGGGGAAGAGGAGGAGCUUCGUGAACUGGAAAGCGAGGUGAUUGAGUGCCACAUCAUUCGGUUCUGCAAGCCUAUGAUGCAGAAAACAGCCUAUGAGCUGUGGCUCAAGGACCAGAAGAAAGCCAUGCAUUUGAAAUGUGCCCGCUUCCUAGAGGAAAACGCCCACAGGUGCGACCACUGCCGAAGUGGGGACUUCAUUCCCUAUCACCACUUCACAGUAGACAUUCGGCUCAACACCCUGGACAUGGACACCAUUAAGAAGAUGGCUACAUCCCAUGGAUUUGAAACUGAGGAAGAGAUCAAGAUUUCCAGAGCCGGGAUCCCUAAGAACUCUGAGUUAUUUUCCGAAAACCUCAGCCCUGAAGAAAUAGGGGAAAGGAUCUUAGGGUUUUUUGACGUCAUCCUAACGAAAAUGAAGACGUCGAAGGAAGACAUCAUCCCUCUGGAAUCCUGCCAGUGUGAGGAGAUCCUAGAGAUUGUCAUCUUGCCUCUGGCCCAGCAUUUCCUGGCUUUGGGAGAAAACAACAAGGCCUUGUAUUACUUCCUAGAAAUCACAUCUGCGUAUCUCACCCUGGGCGACAAUUACAUGGCAUACAUGUAUUUGAAUGAGGGAGAGAGGCUGCUGAAAACCCUCAAGAAGGAAAAAUCCUGGAGUCAGACUUUUGAGUCUGCCACCUUUUAUAGCCUCAAAGGCCAGGUCUGUUUCAACAUGGGCCAGAUGGUGCUUGCCAAGAAGAUGCUGAGGAAGGCGCUGAAGCUUCUCAACCGAAUCUUCCCUUACAACCUGAUCUCCCUGUUUCUCCACACCCACAUGGAGAAAAACAGACACUUUCACUAUGUGACUCAGCAGGCCCAAGAGAGCUCACCUCCAGGGAAGAAGAGGCUGGCCCACCUCUACCAGCAGACCGCCUGCUUCUCCUUGCUGUGGCAGAUCUACAGCUUGAAUUAUUUUUUCCACCACAAGUACUAUGGCCACCUGGCAGCUAUGAUGGAGCUGAACACCGCACUGGAAACUCAAAAUGAUUUCCAGAUCAUUAAGGCUUACCUGGACUACGCCAUGUACCACCACCUGGCUGGCUACCAGGGCGUGUGGUUCAAAUAUGAAGUCAAGGCCAUGGAGCAGAUCUUCAACCUCCCCCUGAAAGGCGAGGGCAUUGAAAUUGUGGCAUACGUGGCUGGUAAACUGAGCUACAUCAAGUUAAUGAUGGGUUACCUGGACUUGGCCAUUGAGUUAGGCGCUCGAGCCCACAAGAUGUGGGCAUUGCUCCAGAAUCCCAACCAACACUAUGUGGUCCUCUGCAGACUUAGUAAAUCUCUCUUCUUGAAAAACAGAUACAAGCAUCUGAUCCAGAUGCUGAGGAGGCUGUGGGAUCUUUCUGUAGCAGAAGGCCACAUCAUCAGCAAGGCGUUUUUCUAUUUAGUCUGCUUGGACAUCAUGCUUUAUUCCGGCUUCGUUUAUAGAACAUUUGAAGAAUGUUUGGAAUUCAUUAUCCAAAAUGAAGACAACAGAAUCCUCAAGUUCCAAAGUGGACUUCUCCUGGGACUUUACUCGAGUAUAGCUAUCUGGUAUGGCAGACUUCAGGAAUGGGACAACUUCUAUGUAUUUUCUAACAGAGCUAAAACUCUAGUGUCAAGAAGAACCCCGACGAUUCUUUACUAUGACGGCGUAUCUAGGUACAUGGAGGGCCAAGUUCUCCAACUUCAAAAGCAAAUUGAAGAACAAUCUGAGACUGCCCAGGACAGUGGAGUUGAGCUACUCAAGAGCCUGGAGAGUCUGGUGGCUCAAAAUACUACUGGCCCCGUCUUCUACCCAAGGCUCUACCACCUGAUGGCCUACAUCUGUAUACUCAUGGGAGACGGGCAGAACUGUGACCUCUUCCUGAACACAGCCCUGAAGCUCUCUGAAAUACAGGGGAACGUGCUAGAGAAAUGCUGGCUGAACAUGAGCAAGGAAUGGUGGUACUCAAACUGUACGCUAACAGAAGACCAGUGGCUGCAUACGAUCCUGAGUCUCCCGGCGUGGGAAAAAAUUGUAUCCGGCAAGGUGAACAUCCACGACGUUCAGAAAAACAAAUUUCUCAUGCGAGUUAACAUCCUGGACAACCCCUUCUAACGUGCUGGGGGGGAAAAAGAGCAAAGAUGUUAACGAGAUCCAUGCCCUUGCAAUGUUCUGUUUUUGAUCCUUCUCUGUAGCCAGCACCCUCCGGGUUCUUUUUUUCCACACUCUCUUCUCUUGCAGACACGGAGCCGGGGAAGUUGGCUGCUUCUUCCUUGGAGAGACAGAGAGGGUGGCCAGUGUUAUGCUUUGCUUCCUCUAACAUUGCCUUUCCUUUCUGUCUUUUGUUUAAAGCCCUGACCUGUGUAUUUCAGCCCAUGCAAAACUGUACCAUAUAGGAAGACGGUGCGACACCUUGUGUUGCGACAGACCCGUGUCUGGUUAAUGUAUUAAACUGCAAGUGUUUUAUUUUUAAAUGUUCA
Molecule: messenger RNA, 10120 nt
Organism: Oryctolagus cuniculus (rabbit)
Lineage: Eukaryota; Metazoa; Chordata; Mammalia; Lagomorpha; Leporidae
Source: RefSeq, a predicted model, not a curated record